Molecule: messenger RNA, 2376 nt
Organism: Solanum lycopersicum (tomato)
Lineage: Eukaryota; Viridiplantae; Streptophyta; Magnoliopsida; Solanales; Solanaceae
Product: glycerol-3-phosphate dehydrogenase SDP6, mitochondrial
Biological process (GO): glycerol-3-phosphate metabolic process
Cellular component (GO): glycerol-3-phosphate dehydrogenase (FAD) complex; mitochondrion
Molecular function (GO): glycerol-3-phosphate dehydrogenase (quinone) activity
Source: RefSeq, a predicted model, not a curated record
AAUAAUAAAAACAAUUCAAUCUUCAAAAAAAUUAAUUACCUCCAUCUUCGGUUCUUCUACCUACACCACCGUAAUGGCCACCUCAAUUCGCCUCCGUCGUCUCGGCGCUAUCGCCGCCGUUGCCGGAGGAGCAUACACAAUUGUACGGCAGCCUUCAUUCUCCUCAAACGAUCGCGGGGACAAGUUAAGCGCACUCGAGACUUUUCGCCGGAAAAUUUCUGAUCCUUUCGCCGUCGUACCACCACGGAAUACUCAGGAAGCGGCUUUGAUCGGUUCUAGUUUGGCUAAUCCUCUUGAUAUACUUGUUGUUGGAGGCGGUGCUACCGGUUGCGGUGUUGCACUUGAUGCUGCGACGCGAGGACUCCGGGUUGGAUUGGUUGAGCGAGAGGAUUUUGCAUCUGGUACUUCUUCAAGGUCUACUAAGCUAAUUCAUGGAGGAGUUCGCUAUUUGGAGAAAGCAGUUUUCAACUUGGAUUACGGGCAGUUAAAGCUAGUUUUCCAUGCCCUUGAGGAGCGUAAACAGCUCAUUGAAAAUGCUCCACACCUUUGUCAUGCUUUACCGUGCAUGACUCCGUGCUUUGAUUGGUUUGACGCUAUCUACUACUGGGCUGGCCUGAAAAUGUAUGAUUUGGUUGCAGGUCGACACCUACUGCAUUUGUCUAGGUAUUAUUCUGCACAAGAGUCUGUUGAAUUGUUUCCUACCCUCGCACGAAAUGGUAAAGAUAAAACUCUGAAGGGAACUGUGGUAUAUUACGAUGGACAAAUGAAUGACUCACGCGUCAAUGUUGCAUUAGCAUGCUCUGCUGCUUUGGCUGGUGCAGCUGUGCUUAACCAUGCAGAAGUGGUAUCCCUUCUCAAAGAUGAGGGUGAUGGUAGAAUAAUUGGUGCACGUAUUCGGAAUAAUUUAUCAGGGAAGGAGUUUGAUGCAUAUGCAAAAGUUGUUGUUAACGCUGCCGGGCCUUUUUGUGAUUCUGUACGGACGUUAGCUGAUAAAGAUGCAAAACCCAUGAUUUGUCCCAGUAGUGGUGUACAUAUUAUACUUCCUGAUUAUUAUUCUCCAGACGGGAUGGGCUUGAUUGUCCCUAAAACUAAGGAUGGUCGAGUGGUCUUUAUGCUUCCAUGGUUGGGCAGAACAGUAGCUGGUACCACUGAUUCAAACACCAGCAUAACGAUGCUGCCAGAACCUCAUGAGAAUGAGAUCGAAUUCAUUUUGGAUGCCAUCUCUGAUUAUCUUAAUGUUAAGGUACGACGUACUGAUGUUCUAUCUGCUUGGAGUGGUAUCCGCCCUCUAGCAAUUGACCCCAAGGCAAGUAGUACGGCGAGCAUCUCCAGAGAUCAUGUUGUCACUGAAGAACAUCCUGGUUUGGUUACAAUUACUGGUGGAAAAUGGACUACGUAUAGAAGCAUGGCAGAAGAUGCGGUUGAUGCGGCUAUAAAAUCUGGAAAAUUGAACCCAGCAAAUAAAUGCUUGACAUACAACCUACAACUCGUAGGUGCAGAUGGAUGGGAUCUUGCAUCUUUUACGGUACUUUCUCAACAAUAUGUCCGCAUGAAAAGGUCUCAUGCAGGGAAGGUUGUUCCAGGAGCGAUGGACACAGCUGCCGCUAAACAUCUAUCUCAUGCAUAUGGUGCGAUGGCUGAACGAGUGGCUGCUAUUGCUCAGAAUGAAAAUCUGGGAAAACGACUGGCUCAUGGAUACCCUUUCUUGGAAGCUGAGGUUGCAUACUGUGCUCGGGAAGAAUACUGUGAAUCCGCUGUAGAUUUUGUAGCUAGAAGAUGUCGUCUUGCCUUCCUCGAUACUGAUGCUGCACAACGUGCACUGCCACGAAUAAUAGAGAUACUGGCUGAAGAGCACAAAUGGGACAAGUCAAGGCAGAAACAAGAACUGCACAAGGGAAAACAAUUCUUAGAAACUUUCAAGUCAUCAAAAAAUGCAGAAUUCCAUGAUGGGAAGCAUUAGUAAGUUAUUCAAUCCGAUACGAAACAUGUUCUUCUUCUAUAGUCAGAUCUCCCGUUUCCCACAUUUACUCACUCAUUGUUCUAGGUUCGAUAAAGCUCUGUAUAUCAAUCUUCAAGGCGCGGAGUUCUGCUUUUACAUUCUUCCACGUUACUCUUAUUACCUACGAGUGACGAAAAUACCACACAUACCUUUUUCAUGUAUGCAUUUCAUAUGGAUUAAAGCUCUGUAGAAUUGACUUAUUUUGUCAAAGUUUCUUAGCAACAGUUCAAUUUUUUCAUAUCAAUGAUCAUAUCUCUUGAUCAUCCUAUAGUGUUAUUGGAUUAUGUCUAGGGCAUGAAAUUUAGACCCUCUGAUGUAAUAAUUAUUACUUUAAUUAAGUAUAGAUUAAUGUUAUUUCUCGACUAGUUCAGGAUUGA